CCACUCAACUCAAUAUCCCCUCCAACUUUGAAUUCUUUCAAGAAUUUGAAAUUCCCUUCCGCCGUCUUAACAAAUUAUCUUGUUUCACUAAAAUAUCAAAAUUAAUGGCAUCACCACAAGAGAAUUGCACUACACUUGAUUUAAUUAGGCAACAUCUUCUUGAUGAUAAUGUUUUCAUGGAACAUUAUUGUCCCCAACCAAUCCUUUAUUCUCAAAGCUCCUCCUCUUCUGAAUCUUUAAACUCCAUUGCUUCUGAGCUCAAUAACGAGACUUUUUCCUUUGAACCAACUCUCAAGUAUGCCGACACAGCCCAAAGUUCCAAUCUUGAUAUCUCAAGCUUCUUUAACAAUUCAAAAACAGAGUUUGAUAGCUUCGAGUUUGAGACAAAACCAAAUGUGUCCGCUGCUCGUAUUAGUUCAAAUUCUCCGAAGCAAACGAGCUUCAAAGAACGCAAGCCUUCUCUUAACAUUGCGAUACCAAUGAAGCAGCAGGAGGUUGUUCAGAAAGUGGAAGUAGUUCCAACCGAGAAGAAGCAUUACAGGGGUGUUAGGCAACGGCCAUGGGGCAAGUUCGCAGCAGAAAUUCGUGACCCGAACCGAAAGGGGACUCGGGUGUGGCUAGGAACCUUUGACACUGCUAUAGAGGCGGCUAAGGCAUAUGACAGGGCGGCGUUUAAACUUAGAGGAAGUAAAGCAAUAGUGAAUUUCCCUCUCGAAGUUGCAAACUUUAAGCAACAAGAUAAUGAGAUUCUACAGCCGGCCAACUCAGGCCGGAAAAGGAUGAGAGAGACGGAGAAUGAGGAAAUAGUGAUCAAGAAGGAAGUAAAAAGAGAAGAAAGAGUCCCGGCGGCGGCAGCUCCAUUAACGCCAUCAAGUUGGUCGGCGAUUUGGGAGGGUGAAGAUGGAAAGGGUAUUUUUGAGGUGCCGCCAUUAUCACCAUUAUCUCCACAUAUGGCGUAUUCUCAGCUUGUCAUGAUAUAAUCAAUAGUGGAUAAGGAGUCUAUAAUUUGGGAUGUUAGUAUUUGGAUAUAAAUAUGCACCUGACUGUGAAGAAAGUCUGAGGUGAAAUCAAGAAUUAAGAUUAAGAUUCAAUAGAAGAUGUAGAACAGUAGAAUAGGCCAGGGAUGUGUCUUUGGGUCUUUAAUCUUUUCCGAUUUUAUUGAUUUAGCGUUAUUUCAUGUAAAUACGCUGUGAGUUUAACAAUUUGUUCGAUUCAUUUUGUGAAGUAAUUCAAUUUAAAGCCAGGUAGGAAGACUUACAAAUUUCUA
Nicotiana tabacum (common tobacco) is the source of this 1267-nucleotide messenger RNA. NCBI's taxonomy places the organism in Eukaryota, Viridiplantae, Streptophyta, Magnoliopsida, Solanales, Solanaceae. The record is from RefSeq and is a predicted model, not a curated record.